This is a messenger RNA of Ctenopharyngodon idella (grass carp), 7678 nucleotides long. It is a transcript of the gene spon1a, whose product is annotated as spondin 1a. Gene Ontology annotation, cellular component: extracellular matrix. The transcript is spliced from 16 exons. The record is from RefSeq and is a predicted model, not a curated record. Gene Ontology annotation, biological process: cell adhesion. Lineage: Eukaryota; Metazoa; Chordata; Actinopteri; Cypriniformes; Xenocyprididae. The coding region runs from base 703 to 3144 and encodes 813 amino acids.
UGGCAAUAUUCCAUAAAAAUCAAGAAUUGUCCAUUUUAAUUCAAUGGUGACUUUUAACAAAGAAGACCAAUCAAAAUUUGCAAUGCAAAUAUUAUAAUGUCGUCAUCGUUGUGGAUACUAUUUUGAAUUAACGUGUUUUUUUCAUUCUUAUAUUUUUUUAAGUUUUAAUGUUACAUCUUAAAACGUGUAAAAUUAACAAAAAAUGUAUUUAAGGAGAAACAUCAAUACAGCACUGCCUUGAGAGCCGAGUAAUUAGGUGCUCUAAUAUAAAGGCAUGAUGAGUGUUCCAUUAAAAAAAAAAAAAAAAAAAAAAAAAAACCCUUGCAUUUAUAAUUAAGGAAUAUACAUUGGUCGAAAAAAAGUGACGAUCUUGUGAAAACAAAUUGGGGGAAACAAACAAAAAAAAAAAACAAAAAAAAAAACGAGGCUCUUUGCUCUGAGCAUGUGGUCUUUGUUUUAAGUUUGUGUGGCUGAAUCCAUUCAGCUGUCAGUGUGAGACAGCAGCAGCUCUAGAGUCAGUCCACUCUAAAUGUGCCACUCGGCACAGGCGGCCGAUUCUUCAUCUCUCAUUCUCUCUUCAGUCCAGGAUGGCAAAAUAACACGGUGAAGGCGGAAAAAUUAGCAUCUGCGUAUAUGGGAGACUGUUAUUACAGCCAAGUUUAGUUUCCACUAGAGUUAAACACUCUGGACACACGCUUGUAAAUGCUUAUUGAUGAAAUGAAAGUGAAGCGAUCGGAGAUGUGGAGAGCCCGUGUCCUGCUGCUGUUCACCGGAUGCGUGUGUGCGAGUGUGCCGGAGGAGCCUGCGGACAGAGCGGCUCCAUCUGACGGCUACUGCAACUGGAUAACGCGGGCUCAGCCGCACGGAGCUGGAGGCAGGAGAGAGGGCUUCAAUGAGUUCAGACUGCGAGUGGAAGGAGACCCGGAGCAUUAUCAUCCCGGCAGCACUUAUCGAGUAACCCUGUAUGCAACCAACCCUGCGUACUUUAGAGGCUUUACUCUUAUCGCUCUGAAGGAAGGGUACAAUGGUGACCAAGAGGAGGAUUAUGCUGGGAAUUUCCAGAUAAUCGACGAGGAAGACGCACAGUUUAUGACAAACUGCCCUCCAGCAGUGACAGAAAGCACCCCUCGCAGGAGGACCAGGAUACAGGUGUUCUGGACAGCGCCACCAUCAGGCAGUGGCUGUGUACUGCUGAAGGCUAGUAUUGUUCAGAGGAAGAUCAUCUCUUUCCAGGAUGAGGGUUCGCUCACGAAGCGGAUGUGUGAGAAAGAAUCGCUGUAUGGAGAAACCACAGACAAACCCCUGCUGGACUGCUGUGCCUGUGGAACUGCCAAAUACAGAGUCACCUUCUACGGGAACUGGUCAGAGAAAUUGCACCCAAAAGACUACCCAAGGAGAGCCAAUCACUGGUCGGCCCUCAUUGGAGCUUCCCAUUCGAAGAACUAUAUAUUGUGGGAGUAUGGAGGUUAUGCCAGUGAAGGGGUCAAACAGAUCGCUGAACUGGGCUCACCAGUCAAGAUGGAGGAGGAGAUCCGUCAAAAGGGUGACGAGGUCUUGACCGUCAUAAAGAUGAAGGCCCAAUGGCCAGCCUGGCAGCCCCUCAAUGUUCGAGCGGCUCCCUCAGCUGAGUUCUCAGUGGACCGCACACGUCACCUUAUGUCCUUUUUGACGAUGCUGGGUCCUAGUCCUGACUGGAAUGUGGGUCUGUCAUCAGAAGACCUUUGCACCAGAGAAUGUGGCUGGGUCCAGAAGGUUGUUCAGGACCUCAUCCCAUGGGAUGCAGGAACAGACAGUGGGGUCACUUAUGAGUCUCCCAACAAGCCUACAGCACCUCAGGAGAAAAUCCGUCCCCUCACAAGUUUAGACCAUCCACAGAGCCCUUUCUACGACCCAGAGGGUGGCGCAAUCACUCCUGUGGCCAGAGUUGUUGUGGAGAGAAUUGCCCGCAAGGGUGAGCAGUGCAACAUUGUGCCUGAUAAUGUGGACGACAUUGUGGCUGACAUUGCCCAGGAGGAAAAAGAAGAAGAUGACACUCCAGAGACAUGUAUCUACUCCAACUGGUCCCCAUGGUCUGCGUGCAGCUCCUCAACGUGUGAGAAGGGGAAGAGGAUGAGGCAGAGAAUGCUGAAGGCACAGCUGGAUCUCAGUGUGCCCUGUCCACAUACACAAGACUUUGAGCCCUGCAUGGGGCCUGGCUGCAGCGAUGAAGAUGCUUCCACAUGCAUGAUGUCAGAAUGGAUCACAUGGUCACCAUGCAGUGUGUCAUGUGGUGCAGGUGUGCGCUCUAGGGAGCGCUAUGUAAAACAGUUUCCUGAUGAUGGCUUUGCUUGCACCCUUCCCACUGAAGAGACAGAGCCAUGCACAGUCAAUGAGGAAUGCUCUCCAAGCAGUUGCCUGGUUACUGAAUGGGGUGAAUGGGAUAUAUGCAGUGCCACCUGUGGGCUUGGCAUGAAAAGACGGGAAAGGAUGGUGAAAAUGCCCCCGUCUGAUGGCUCCAUUUGUGGGGCUGAGGUGGUGGAAGCGGAGAAGUGUAUGAUGCCAGAAUGUCAUACUAUCCCAUGUUUACUGUCCCCAUGGUCUGACUGGAGUGACUGCAGUGUGACAUGUGGUAAAGGCACACGGACACGUCAACGCAUACUCAAAUCACCUGCAGAGUUGGGAGAAUGCAGUGAGGAGCUGGAACAGAUGGAGAAAUGCAUGCUGCCAGAGUGUCCAAUGGACUGUGUGAUGUCAGAGUGGUCUGAGUGGUCAGAGUGCAGUAAGUCCUGUGGGAAGGGUCACUUGAUCCGCACACGCAUGAUCACUCUGGAGCCUCAGUUUGGAGGAGAUCCAUGCCCUGAGACCAUACAGAGAAAAGCAUGCAAGAUCAAGAAGUGUAAUCAAGGAGGCUUAAACAGUGAAGAGAGGAAGAGACGCAAAGAAGACCGUAAGAAGAGGAGGAACAAACAGGGACGGGAAGAGAGCACAGAUGAGCUUGCAGGAUGCAAAAUGAAGUCGUGGUCUGGAUGGACUGACUGUACCAAGCUGUGUGGUGGGGGAAUCCAGGAACGGCUAAUGACAGCCAAGAAGAGAUUCAAAAAUGCGCAGUUAAAUAGUUGUAAAGACCGAAAGGAGAUACGGGCCUGCAAUGUCCACCCCUGCUAGGCCUGUACUGAAUGGGCUUGUGGGAUGGGACCCAAUCUAGAUUAUGAACAGACUGUGACACAAUGUCUUGCAGUAAUUUAAUGCACUCUGUUUGGGGUUGGAAAGCUGCAACAGGUAGUCUGUUAUUUUCACUUUUGUUUUCUAGAAUUUAUAGUGAUCCAGGCCUUGUCUAGCCUGUAAACGGACAAGAAACCAAUAAGGGAGGGUACUCAGAGUUGCAAUGUACUGUACAAUUCAGAUGUAUUAAUAUGCAUUAAUAUUUAACAGUCCUUUGAGGAGCUUUGAAGUGGUUUUGAAGAUUGAUUUUUCUUUUUUUUUUUUUCUUUUUUUUUUUUAUAAGCAGGACCAUGGCAUUAAUGUGUUCUGAAAUGAAAUUUAAAACAAAUUUCUUAUUUUAAACUCUGUGAUCCAAAUGAACACACACACAUAUACAGAAAAUAUAAUACUCCAAAAAGAAAUUUAAAAAAAAAAUUUAAAAUCAGUCACAUGAGUCAGUGGUUCAAAGGCAGUUGCAAUUUUGAGCACAACUGUAUAUAUAUAUAUAUAUAUUAGUGCUCAGCGUAAAUGAGUACACCCCUUUUGAAAAGUAACAUUUUAAACAAUAACUCAAUGAACACAAAAACAAUUUCCAAAAUGUUGACAAGACUAAGUUUAAUAUAACAUAUUAUUAACCUUAUUUUCAUGUUACAAGUUAAACAGAUAACUUAGAUUACACAUUUUUCAGUUUUACUCAAAUUAGGGUGAUGCAAAAAUGAGUACACCCCACAACAAAAACUACUACAUCUAGUACUUUGUAUGGCCUCCAUGAUUUUUAAUGACAGCACCAAGUCUUCUAGGCAUGGAAUGAACAAGUUGGUGACAUUUUGCAACAUCUAUCUUUUUCCAUUCUUCAAGAAUGACCUCUUUUAGAGACUGGAUGCUGGAUGGAGAUUGAUGCUCAACUUGUCUCUUCAGAAUUCCCCAUAGGUGUUCGAUUGGGUUCAGAUCAGGACCCACUGAAUCACUUUCACCCUGUUCUUUUUCAGAAAUCCAACAGUGGCCUUAGAUGUGUGUUUAGGAUCGUUGUCAUGUUGGAAAAGUGCACGACGACCAAGGGCACGGAGUGAUGGUAGCAUCUUCUCUUUCAGUAUAGAGCAGUACAUCUGUGAAUUCAUGAUGCCAUCAAUGAAAUGCAGCUCCCCGACACCAGCAGCACUCAUGCAGCCCUCAUGGGCCCUGGCAAACUCUAGACGGGCUUUUUUGUGCCUGGGCUUUAGGAAAAGCUUAUAUUUAUGGGCUUUUUGUGCCUUUAUUUGGAGAGAACAGUAGAGAGCAGACAGGAAAGCACUGAGCGGGAUCGGCAAAGGACCUCGAGACAGGAAUCAAACUCGGGUCGCCGUGAACGCAUUUGCGGCAUAUGUCGGCACACUAACCACUAGGGUAUCUGCGCCGACACAGUUCCAUCUUUUUUUAAAUUUUUGCACUACUUUUGCUACAGUAUUCUGGCUGAUAAGCUUUGCUGAUCUUCUUGUAGCCUUCACUUUUCUGGUGUAAAGAAAUUAUUUUCUUUCUCAGUUCUUGUGACAUUUCUCUUCCAUGUGGUGCCAUUGCUGACAGCAUGAAAUGGGAAGGGGUUUUAACACCCUUUUAUAGUCAACUGUCUGCUGGACACCUGUGUAAUGAAUAAUUAGACUCACCUGUGGUUGAAUUCUUGUUAAAUUAGACAUCUGUAGUCUAAAAUUUAGCUUUGCUCCAGAGACUUUCAGUGGGGUGUACUCAUUUUUGCAUCACCCUAAUUUGAGUAAAACUGAACAUUUUGUUCUCUAAGUUAUAUUAUUAACCUUACUUUCAUGUUAUAAGUUAAACAGAUGUCAUAUAAAACUUAGUCUUGUCAACACUUUGAAAAUUGUUUUUGUGUUCACUGAGAUAUUGUUUAAAAUGUUACUUUUCAAAGGGGGUGUACUCAUUUACGCUGAGCACAGUGUAUAUAUAUAUAUAUAUAUAUAAUUUUCCUUUUUCCCUCUCUUGCUCGGCUAUUACAAACAGGCCAGAAGAAAAACUGACAAGCACACAUGUUCACAUUCACCCUGCAAUCAAAGUGAUAAGAAGAGCUACAUUUAGAUGCAAGCAAACAUUUGGAUAGAUACUGAAACUUACAAUAUGGAACUAUUGACAACAUCUUAAAAAUGUAAACAUUAUUAUGUAUUUACAGCUAUAGACAUGUCAAAUAUUUACAAAUGUUGUAUCAAAUAUUUAUGUCAUAAAUAUAUGUAUAGCUACAUUUUUUUUUUUUUUUUUUUUUUUACCAUUUUAUGGAUUUUAGAUCCAUUGACCCUACCGCCAAACCUAAACAUAAUCAACUUUUUAGAGAGCAUAAAAAUAAAGUUAGUUUCAAUAUACCAUUAAAUAGAUAUUUAAUGCUAAUCACUAAUCUCACUCCUACCUCUAAACACAACCUAACCAUUUCUUAAAAAUAUAUACAGCAUAAAGAAUAAUGUAACAGACAGAUGUCUAAUCACCGAUCACAAUUUAUUUUUUGCUAAAAUGUCUAAAGGCAAGACAAAAGUAAUCCAAAUAGCGAUGUGUUGCAUUCAUUUAUUUAUUUAUUUAUUUAUUUUAUUUUUUGGUAAUUUUGAAUCACAGCAAGAAUUCAAAAGAAAAAUAAUUUGUGUCCCACAGCAAACAAAAUAACAUGACAAGUAAUGGUUAAAUGAUUACAGAAUUGUUAUUUAUUUUAAGGUUUUAAAAAGUAGCCUUGUUUAACAUUAUGUAAUCCUUUGAAUUGAGUAGGCACCAGAAGUCACACAGAACAGAAUUAAAUGUUAUAAUUUUAAAUUAGGUAAAUGAGUCAACUGUGUUAAACGCAUUUUUAAACAUAGUCUCAUUGAUCAUAAAUACAAAAUCAAAUGAUUUUUUUUCCCCCACGAUUUGAAUAUUUAUAAAUAAGUAUUCAUAAUGUGUGUCUAUAAAGUUUUUCAUACAUAAAUAAUUUACGUUUUAGAUGCUGUCAAUGUUGUACUUUUUUGUCUAUUCAAAUGCAAGUAAAUGGUAGAACCACACUUUUCAUAAAAUACAUAAGAGUUUAGAUGAGAUCACAAGAUCACUUUGAUACACAAUUUCUUGCAAAAUUGUUUACUUGCAUCUAAAGACUGCUAUUCUUUUAGUUUUGACAUCUUUAAAAAAUAUUAUUUUAACUUUUUACUCCACUUAGCUUCUUAAUAUACAGUGGCCCAAAAAGAAUUUUGAUACUUAGUCUCACUUAAAAUGUAUGUUUUUUUUUUUUUUUUUUAUUGCACUAGAAGAUAAAUUAUCAAACCAAAUGGCACCCACAAACAAAUGAUGUUAGACCUUCUCUUAGAGCUUACUUCAGUUUGAACUUCUUUUUAAAUUGACUUUUAUUCAGCUGGUAUCACACAAGUGUCCUAGCAAAGUACAACAAGUGUAGUUCAUCACUUUAACUUGUUCCAGUAUACAAACAAACAAACAAUAAAUAAAUAAUUGCUCCACUAACAUUUAACAAAGUGUGCAAAUACAAAACAAUGUAUUUAUUUUGACCAUUACAUCUAUUGUUUAAUCUUUUAAAUCAUAUCAGACAUGUUAAAAAGUGUGCUUGUACAAUGUUUAAAAUAAAUAGUUCAUGGUUUUAUAUAUUUUGUCUAAUGCAAUAACAUUCACACAGUUUAAGUAUGUUUUCACUGUCUUAAUAUUUUGGGGAAACAUUGCAACACUAAUUAUUACUUUCAAACAAAAAGUAGAAAAAUAUUAACAUUCACAUAAUUAUUGUUAAGUUGUUGAAAGCAGAUCUUUGUUUUUCACAGCCAAAUCCCUUGUAGCAUAAACAUUUGUGCACUAUGAAAGAAUGACAGACCACUGAGAUUAAAAAAAUAAUAAUAAUAAUAAUCUCAAUUAAUAAAAUUAAGACUUAAUUCACAAUUCAUUAAGCCUAUAGGAUGUAUAGUACAGGUAACAUCUGCCUGUAUAGUUGCCCUUUUGUAAAUCAAGCCCUAGAGCUGGUAAUAUGUUUGAUUUUAACAUGAUCUCUGCCCAGAAUUAUUGCCAUGUAUACAAACCAGCUGUACUUACUUUUGCAAGAUUACUGUAAAAUUGUUGUGAGAAAAUAUUCUAUUCUUGAGUAAUGAUAAUGGCCUUAAGCCAGUUCAAUUAAGUAAUGGAACUGUUGUCUCCUGUGAUUAAUUUUUGGUGUGUAAUUUUCCUGAACUAAAGCACAUAUAACCAGCCAUUCCAGGAUUUUCUAUGUUUCAUGUUUGAAAAUGAAUGCUGUCUAGGACCCACUGAUCUGAUAUUAUUUUGUUCCCCACUGUAAGACAUGUAGAUACCAUUUAACUGAAAUAUGUUAAUUUGUUGGAUUUUGAUUUGCUUUGGUUUUAUCAGCCCUUCUGAUAACUCCUAUUUUUUUUUAUAAGAACUUAUUCUUACCAAAGUCUUGCGUUGAUGUUUUGUAGUUGUCUCUCUUCCUUGUUGGUCCUCUGACAUGAUUCAGACUUUUUGAAUAUUUCCCCUUUACAAUAAAAGGAAAUAGUAUCAAAGUGCCUAA